UGCCAGCCACAUUGCGCCCCCCCCCCCCCCAGCAUUCAAGAUGGCGGCCGGGGCGCUGCUGAGGGGGAGCGGAGCCCGCCUCCGCCCCUUCUGCGAGAAGGGGCCCAGUUCCCGCCUUUUUCUCCUCAGGGGCCUGGUGUCAUCCAGUAACCGAUCUGGUGAAGACAGCUGGUUAAAAUCGUUGUUUGUCCGCAAAGUUGACCCCAGGAAAGAUGCUCACUCCAACCUCUUAGCCAAAAGAGAAACCAGCAGUCUCUAUAAAUUACAAUUUCACAAUGUCAAACCAGAAUGCCUAGAAUCUUACAACCAAAUUUGUCAAGAGGUGCUGCCAAAGAUCCACGAAGGGAAGGAGUAUCCGUGUACACUGGUGGGGACAUGGAACACGUGGUACGGAGAGCAAGAUCAGGCUGUCCAUCUCUGGCGGUAUGAGGGAGGCUACCCAGCCCUUACGGAGGUCAUGAGUAAGCUUCGACAUGAUAAGGAGUUUACGGAGUUUCGCAAAGCGAGAGGAAAUAUGCUUCUUUCACGCAAGAAUCAGCUGCUUCUGGAAUUCAGUUUCUGGAAUGAACCAGUUUCCAGGGCGGGGCCCAAUAUCUAUGAACUGAGGUCUUACCAACUUCGUCCUGGCACAAUGAUUGAGUGGGGAAACUACUGGGCCCGUGCCAUUAGUUUUCGACAAGACAACGAAGAAGCAGUCGGAGGCUUUUUCUCACAGAUUGGACAGCUGUAUGUGGUCCAUCAUCUCUGGGCUUACAAAGAUCUUCAGUCCAGAGAAGACACAAGAAAUGCUGCGUGGCACAAGCCUGGAUGGGAUGAACUGGUGUACUACACAGUGCCCCUAAUUCAGGAAAUGGAAUCCAGAAUCAUGAUACCAUUGAAGAUUUCUCCUUUGCAGUGAAGUCACAUUUAACAGCGCCUGCCUGUAGAUUUAAAUCGACCAGUAUGUCUUUUUAGUUCAGUAGACAGUAUGAGUGUGGCAACAGAAACAUUGAUUUUUUUAAAAAAAGGACUGGACUGUAUACCAGGGCUUAUGGAUGAGAGGGUUUUGGUUUUUUUUAGGUAAUGGCAGGAGAGUUUAGAGAGGUGUUGCGGGAAAGCACAGGGCCAUAAUUGAAGUCUUAUUGUUCAGCCCCAUAACCUGGCUGUCUGCUAUUCAAAACACAGCCAGACGCUCGGCAAACCUGCUGGUGCUAAUGAAAACGCACACAUUUUAGUAGCUGCACGAAAUGUGAUAUCUUGAAUGAAUGUUGUAUUUAAUCAGGGAGACGGUUUCUCAAGUGGAUUCCUCUGCAUUGCUUUUUUUCCCCCAGAAUCAUGGUUGAUUGUCAAGCUUACAGAGCUUUUUCAGGAACAAAAUAGCUUUUUCUGUUCCUGACGCACCAGCAAAUUUAUUGCUGGAUCAGCCAGCAAAUUUAUUGCUGGAUUUGUUAAAGAUGUGUCAUUUUACUUUAUGUACCUAGUCCCAUGCCGGGUCUGAAACUUGAAGAGAAAACGGCCACAGGUCUGAAGGCCUUUGGGAUGUUCACUCUCAAUCAUGUGUGUGGCAGGGUCUUUCAUGAACAGCUGCUGGGGAGACCGCUCAUUCCACUCUGAUUCCUCUGACCUCUUUCCCAGAUUUUCAGGGAGUAAAAAUCAGGAGCCUUGUUUUCCUCUUCGUUGGGAACAUUUAAAGCUUCUGAUUCUGUUCUUGUUGUCCAUCGAUCUAUCAGGGAACAGAGUGAACACUCCGUACUGUUGUCUUUUUUUUUGUCUUAGCCAAUCAGAUCAGUCAACUGGGAAACCUUCUCCUGGGUUGUAUUGCUGCAGGCUGCAGAUGGGUAUUUUGGUGUGGGGGCAAAAGAGCUGCAAGCCUGAAUGAUCUCCUGUGGGGGGGAAGGUGGAGGAGAGUGUCACUGUUUGGAAAACUACGCUGUCAGGGGAGCAGGCGGGCAGAAUCCAUUAACAAGACAAGCGUUCAAACAUGCAGUCCUUCACAUGCAGUUUAUUGCGCUGAGGAUGCAGACUGGCUCUUUUGACCUAGUAAGAACGUAGCAUGUAUUUCAGCGAAUAGCAAUUCGCAAUUUGAAUGCCCAUCUCUAAGAAAUGCGGCUGUUUAAUACAAACGAUCUAGUGGAUUUUUAUGUACCCAAGAACAGAGGCAGUUUCAAGGGCACGUGCUACCAAUUGUUGUUGGCUGUGAUGGCUAUAAAAGUGUAUGUACCACAAAGUGUUUUUGAGAGUUGUCGCUGUUACUGCAUCAUGAAUGUUGAUGUGAUGUCCUAGCCGAGAAAUGGAAAAUCUAUAUGCUCUUCUUAGUGCUCUGCGUGAAGGUACUCAUACCACUCGAUUGUACGCAUUUGUACCCAAAAAGGUCUCCAGUGGGGCUUUUUCCAGAAAAAGCAUGCAAAGGAUUGCAACUUUGGGACAGAGCUACAAGGUCCAUCUGCAGUAUGUGUUAGGAGACCUUUCCCUUGAUCUCUCUACUGAAAAGCAGGUGGUGUGUGCUGAAUUCGUCCCCUGCUCUCCACAUUCACUCUGCAACUGUCCCCCAGCCCGUAUUCCAGAUCCAUGUUUCCAUCACAGAUAUGAGGCUGGAGAUCUUAGGGAAUGGGGAUUGCAGAGGAAUACUUACUUGGGGGGAAGAGUUAAGCACCCUUCUGCCUGUUUCUUGCCUGCAAAUCAUCCCCUUUUGGCACCACUCUUCCUUCUGGAGGCGAGACAGUGUUAAGGAGUUCCCACUUGGUGCAUUGUGGGUGUAUUGUGCAGUUAGACACAUUUGGAAGAGGUUCAGACUGUGUGUCCUGAAAUUUGGAGAGGAAUUAGCUUGUGUGAUAAAGUCCGAGGAUUCCCCAGUCAACACUAUUCGGAUCAACUUAACUAGAAUCAGUGGCACGCAAAUUUUGCAAGCACUCCUAGAUUAUGGCCAUGAAGCUAACCAGUGGGGGGGGGGGAGGGGGGUGUUAGGGGUUCACUGAAUAAGCUUUCAUUAUUUCAAUCAACUGUGUGGUUUCACUAACUGAAUUGCAGAAGGUCAUUCUGAAAAGAUAUGUCAGGCUGAAACCUAUUUAAAUUACUCUGAGUUUGCAAAAUCACAGUGUCUCUUGUUUUCUGUUUCUGUUUUUUUUUUAAUUUUGCUUUAGAAUAGAGGGAUUUUUGGUGUCUGUAAUUAUAAUGCAUUGAAAUAAUUAUUCUGUUGGCUAUUGAAUCAGUGCAAUACACUGUAUGUCCAGUUGCAUACCAAACAUUCGCUUUAUACAUUUCAGUGACUUUUCUGCCAGAAUGUGUCAAUAAAAUCCUUUUGAUUUUCGCAUA
Messenger RNA from Sphaerodactylus townsendi, 3291 nucleotides. RefSeq names its product nipsnap homolog 2 (gene NIPSNAP2). The record is from RefSeq and is a predicted model, not a curated record. NCBI's taxonomy places the organism in Eukaryota, Metazoa, Chordata, Lepidosauria, Squamata, Sphaerodactylidae. The transcript is spliced from 10 exons. Gene Ontology annotation, cellular component: mitochondrion. The coding region runs from base 41 to 898 and encodes 285 amino acids.